Pistacia vera is the source of this 1902-nucleotide messenger RNA. Its product is annotated as calcium-dependent mitochondrial ATP-magnesium/phosphate carrier protein 2-like. The transcript has 4 exons. The record is from RefSeq and is a predicted model, not a curated record. Gene Ontology annotation, molecular function: ATP transmembrane transporter activity; calcium ion binding. Gene Ontology annotation, biological process: transmembrane transport. Bases 153 to 1682 code for a protein of 509 amino acids. Lineage: Eukaryota; Viridiplantae; Streptophyta; Magnoliopsida; Sapindales; Anacardiaceae.
UCAUCCUUUGGAACUUUGACUCUCCUUUCUCUGACCCACCCGUUCAAAACAAAACACAAGAAUUUUCAUUUCAAUUUCUCUGUAACUGAGAGAUCGCUGCUAUGCUUGAGAAGCAACAGCUUAUAUCGAAAUUUGACAACAUUUGAGGGCAAAUGACCGGGGCAGGACACGCGGUGGAACACGUCGGAUUACCCAAGAUGGAGUCGUCGACCACCUCGACGUCGACCCGGUCCGUUUGUUGUAACCCGGUCAAGGAAUCGGGUCCGGUUACCAUGGAUCAUGUACUAUUAGCAUUGCGGGAAAGCAAAGAAGAGAGAGAUAUGCGGAUUCGGAGCUUGUUUAAUUUCUUUGAUGCGGCGGAUAUCGGGUAUUUGGAUUACGCACAGAUCGAGAACGGUUUGUCGGCGCUUCAGAUUCCGGCGGAGUAUAAGUACGCCAAAGAUUUGUUGAAAGUGUGCGAUGCGAAUAGAGAUGGGCGCGUGGACUAUCACGAGUUCAAGAGGUAUAUGGACGAUAAAGAGCUGGAGCUUUAUAGGAUUUUUCAAGCCAUCGAUGUCGAACACAAUGGUUGCAUUUUGCCUGAGGAGCUUUGGGAUGCUCUUGUUAAGGCUGGGAUUGAAAUUAAUGAUGAGGAACUUGCUCGUUUUGUUGAGCAUGUGGAUAAGGAUAAUAAUGGAAUCAUAACCUUUGAAGAAUGGCGAGAUUUCCUUCUACUCUACCCUCAUGAAGUUACUAUUGAGAACAUAUAUCAUCACUGGGAAAGGGUAUGCCUUGUAGAUAUUGGAGAACAGGCUGUUAUUCCAGAAGGUAUCAGUAAACAUGUCCAGAGAAGCAAAUUUUUCAUAGCAGGAGGAAUUGCUGGAGCUGCUUCUCGUACUGCUACUGCUCCUCUUGAUCGCUUGAAAGUGGUUCUGCAAGUCCAGACAGGAAAUUCUCGUAUUGUGCCUACUAUUAGAAAGAUAUGGAAGGAUGAGGGUUUGUUGGGGUUUUUUCGAGGUAACGGGUUAAAUGUCCUGAAGGUUGCACCUGAAAGUGCCAUAAAAUUUUAUGCAUAUGAAAUCUUAAAAAAUGUAGUUGGAGAUAUUAUGGGGGAAGACAAGGAUAAUAUAGGCCCUUCUGGUAGACUUUUGGCCGGUGGUAUGGCAGGUGCAGUGGCACAAGCUGCUAUCUAUCCAUUGGAUCUUGUAAAAACUCGGUUACAGACUUGUGCUCUUGAAAGUGGAAAGGCCCCCAAGUUGGGGACCCUAACAAAGGAUAUAUGGGUUCAUGAGGGUCCUCGGGCCUUCUAUAAAGGUCUUGUGCCUUCUCUUCUUGGGAUUAUCCCCUAUGCUGGCAUUGACCUUGCGGUCUAUGAAACUUUGAAAGAUUUGUCGAAGAGUUACUUUGUUCGUGAGAGUGAACCUGGACCUCUUGUGCAGCUGGGUUGUGGGACAAUUUCAGGAGCUCUGGGAGCAACAUGUGUUUAUCCAUUGCAGGUUAUUAGAACCAGAAUGCAAGCUCAACGUUCUAAUUCCGCUGCUGCUUUUAAGGGAAUGUCUGAUGUAUUUUGGAGAACCCUUCAUAAAGAAGGUUAUAGAGGUUUCUACAAAGGAAUUUUUCCAAAUCUUCUCAAGGUUGUGCCUGCUGCAAGCAUUACAUACUUGGUUUAUGAAGCUAUGAAAAAGAGUCUAGAUCUCGGCUAGGCAGUGUUCUGGUAUUUGCCGGAUCACUAGGCUGAUUUCUAAGUCGGAGUCAGUGGUAAAUUUUAUGAGUAAAAUAAGCGGAAGUAAACAAGUAGGUGAUUUGGUUAUUAAAGCAACUAUGACAGACUAUAGUUCCCCUUUAUUGUAUGGGGCACAUGAUUUUUGUAGUCAAGAAGUUCUACUCCAGGCUUACUAAAAACUAACUGUUCAGAAAAAAAAA